AUGCUUCUCCAAAGUGCUCUCGUUGUGGCGCAUUUACUUGCCAUCGUGGUCAUGUUGAACCACCUGCCUGUCUUGGAAUCUGCCUCCUUAGGACCAUUAGCCCUCGUUCGCCGUGCAGAAACUCUUCAGGAUCUCUUUGAUAGAACGUUAAAUGAUCUCAUGUACAUAAACAAAGCCGAGGGUUCUUUGGCCAUAGUUCAACGCAACCAUAAGGCAGAACUCAUACUAGGCCUCAAAUCUGUAAUGAUAGAGCAUUUCCUCUACUUACUUACUACGGUAGAACUGAAAGGCAGACAUGUAUCUGAAUAUACAUUGUUGGGUGUUGAUCGCCAGUAUCACGUUCCUUUUGUGUGGACCAUUCUCUUCCAUAGUAUGCUAGAAGAGCUAAUUUACGACAUAUCCCUGGAGUGCCAUGGUGCCCUUACAACACUUGUACAACAAGGAAAUCUCUGGAAGGGACCCAUUUGCUUUGACGAUAUCUUUAAAACCUUUCAACUCUUAUACACAUAUGUGAUUAAUGAAUCACCAGACGGCAAACGGGUGUUUGAAAUCCGGUAUAAAAGGUAUUAUUCCGAUGAGGAAAAUAUUUGGGGAACAAUAGAAGCCUAUAAACGUCUUCUCGGCCUCAUUAUGUUUAAUCAAUGUGGUUUAAAAGCCGACAUUAUUUCUGCUGUUGAGCACUUCUCGUCUGCCAUGAAAGAUUUCAAGAGUACCUUAGCCUCAGGUCUUCUUGUUAUCAUCAUUCACAAUGAGUCAAAGGAGGUUAUUCCCUUCAGUGGUAUUUCUGAAAUCUAUCGAAGUACAAUUGACCAGAUUCAGAAUGUGGGUUUGAGUGAACUUACUCUUGCAGAAAAGUUACCUUCAUUCUGUGAAAUUGUGCUAUUACCCGGGAAUGGUUUUCUAAACAUUCAGAGUUCCCUGCAGGAAUGUGUUAUGAGUGGUAAUGGGAGAAGUGAUAAUUCACACUACUAUCGAUUUAGCCGUCUCCUUGAAAAAAUUGUUCACGAUGCCCUUUUUCGAGAAGUGCAAUAUGUAACUUUGUCCCUUAAGGCUUUCGAAAACGAUUACGAUCAGAGAUCAAAACCACGAUUAUUCCCUCCUGAGAAAUCUUUUCCUCAACACAAUGGAAGUUGCAUCAGCUUCUAUGGAAAUAUGCCUGUUACUAUCACUGGGGUGUGUAGCUGCGAGUUUCUGAAGCUGCCGGAUCAUUCAGAACUCUCAUCAACUUUUCAAAAUAUACUCGGAUGGAAGUUUCAAUCUGAUUCUCCGCUGAUAAUUCAACCCGCGAUAGAUAUUACUGGAAAGGUAUUCAACGCUCUCCUACCCAAAGUACCGAGUCUUCCUGAUCUAACGAAAUUGGAGUCACCAUUACCAUCCCAACAGAAGAAAUAUAAUCGAGCCAUUUAUGAUUCCUUUACCUGGGGCACUGAGAACAAGUGCCCUUAUUCAUCUUGCCAGUAUCUUUGUCGACAGAACAAACUUGCCGGGGACCUUUGUGUUCAGCUGGGAGAAUUUGUGAAGGCCCAAUUCUACUACCGAAAAGCUUUGAAUUAUUCUACUCCCAAUGACCCUCCCAUCUGGCAGUCGGCUCUUCUUGUUGGUUACUCUGCUUCACUCCAUCUGCGUGAACUUGAUAGUCGCGGUCGACGGCGCUAUCUUGAUCCUCAUCUACUGUGGACACCACUUUCAGUAUUCCUGUCUUCCACGAUAUCUUCUUCUAUCGACGUUAAUGGGCUGAAUCUGGCUAACGUAAAGAAACAGGGUGCUCAUUUCCCUCGAACUUCUUCCAGUGCUCUGUUUCGGGCUGGGCAGGCCAUUCAACAGCUUAAAAAGGGCUCUUCAAUUCCUCGCUGUGUUAUUGAAGUCAUGUACAAGAAUGCUGAUUAUCUUGUGACUGUUUCGAAUAGAAACUCCGCUAUCAAGGCCCUCGAUACCCUUCAAAAUGAAGCUAUUCCACGCGGCGAUGCAUUCAUGUUUGAACGCUAUCAAGUUUUAUCAAAUAUGUAUGUGCGAUUGGGUCUACUUCACAAGGCUGGUUUGCUGCAGUACCUUCUAGAGAAUAGUCUAUUCAAUCUCAUUCAUACAUCCCACUCUCGUCCAUCAGCCGCUCCAACUCAUGCAUCUCCAAUUUGCCUCUCCUACAUCAACCGUAUUCGUUCAGGUUAUCUCAGUUCCCCUGCACUCAUUUCAGCCUAUCAACUUUCCACUACACCAUCGGGUUUUCGACGCACCCCCUGUGGAAGCUCUACUGGAGUCGUCUUUGUCUGUGGAUUGGUAUUCUCAGGCUCUAGGCAGCUUGGAUGGCCGAAAUUGCAAAGGCAACUUCUUGUGUCGGUAAUUAAAAAGAUUCGCAAGGCGAUUGAGGUUGCUAGCGGAACGAUUCAAAGGGCUAAUUGGAAGCACUGCACUUCCCUACUAGGCUACAUGUUUUCGUUGAUAAACGGGUGGCAUGAGGCCUCAGCUCCUGCAGAUAUAUCCAGGUAUAUUGAAAUCCUUCAGCAACUGGCUACAACCAAACCAGCUGACCAGCCUUCUCUACCGGCUAUUGGCGAUGCAUUUCUUGAGGUUGAGGAGGAGGAGGAGAAGAAGGACACAUCAACUGCCAUUCGGUCCUCUUUUGGCAGUCCAAUCAGUUCUACACUCCAUCCUCUGGUCAAAUUGGUCGAACUUCAUGUGGACAAGAUGCCCAUUGUUAGGAAUAUAGUAAUACCGGAACUACCAUCUCACAGUCUACCCUCCAGAAUGUCCUACGAAGCUCUCUGCAGCAUUGUGGCCAUUCAGGAAAGUUCGCCCGAUUCCUCGUUUAAGAGUGGUUCAAAUGCCUACUCAAGACGCAAGGCCUUCACUCGCCAACCGACUUUCAUCACUCAUCCUUCGCAUGUCUCUUCCUCGAAUACAGUGGAUUGGAUAGCGAGCGAUCUGGGCUAUAUUGAAGUUGAUUUCGACAAUCCCUUCGCUAUUCAAAUAGAAUUGGAUAAGGUGAGUUUUGAGCUCAUUGAGGAAGAUGCUGCUGUUGACGCACAAAUCGUAAAACUUGAAAGUGUUCAAAUCCUUCCGGGUUCCAAACCUCCAGCUAGGGAAAUCACUCUCAAGCCAUUUUCAGGCUGCAUCUUUGAGCAAGUUCCCCUGUUUCUGAACCGCGGAAAUGACCCAGAAUCUGAAGACUAUGUAGAAAAGGUGGUUCUGCCUCCGCAUUCCAUUAGAAAUCGUGACGAGGAAGGUGCCGCGGAAUGGAAACUCUACCCCAGUUCUCAAGAUGCCCUGGAAGAAGAUGAGGCAAAUGUGAAUACAAUUAGAACGCAAAAUGUGCUAAAAAGUCCGUCUUCCAUCCGAAUGUGUCCUCCACUGCCUAGAUUGUGUCUUUUCGCUGGCUCCUGCACAAAUGAAAAAGUCGAAAUGGAUGUUGAACCGAACUCAAUUCUAGACAGACUGAUCACUUCUGCAUAUACGUAUGCUCCUAGUUUGAGACUGGCUAGCACUCUGAACAAUCAGGAGACUAAGCAAUGUGCUUGCAAUAUAAUCAUUGAUUUGCAUCCCUACGAGAAACGUUGGUUGCCAAUUCAUCUCUUUGUUGGUGCGAAUUCCUGUACUUGCGGUAGCGCCCAGGAACACAAUCACUCAAGCGACGGUGGUAAACAGCUCAAUCUCCUUCACAUUUCAUUGCAGACCACUCUCAGCACCAACAAGCUCCUUCAAAAGUAUGACCUCCUUUUGGGACAGUUUCUGCAAAUUCCGAAUGUUUUGGACGUUAGACAGAAGUUGCCAAUGCGUUUAACAUCUAUUCCAUCAACACAACACUGUCGCCUCAAGGACAACCCGAACACCAAUGGCAGUUGUGGAACAAUCUGGCUUCAAGCCGACUCGACCGCAUUUUGGGAUGCCUGGUAUCAAGAUCCCUCCUCUCCUACUCAAAUCCUUGGCGAGCAGAGUCUCCUGGCUCAACUCUGCAUUGAAAUGGCCGCCGAUGUCCCCAUGGCUAAGUCGACAGAGGAAAACUGGACACGAGUGGUGAUUGGAAGAAAUGUCAAAGUAGGUAUCGAGAUCCGUUUCCUCACUUCGGUGGACUCACCACUAAGGAUCAUUGAACCUACUCUGGCGCAGAAUCCAAAUGCCUAUAAGGGGUCGUCGGUUGACUGCUUAUUGCAGCUUAAAUUGGACAAGAUGUUGACAAAUGAGUUGACGAACCUCGCUCGUCCCACAUCGGAUUGCACUGCUUAUCGAACUGAGUUGGAAGUGUCCUUCUCUUGGGCUGAACAAACCUAUAACUUCAAUGGCCAAAAAGUCAUUUCAAUCGCCACUCCAUGGGAGACCUUUGUGCCAGUGCAGCAUAAAGACGACGAUUAUGAUAACCAUGACGAUGUCACCAGCAAAAUUUCAAAGAGAGAUGCUCUCUCUGGACUUGUGAAGGUGGAGGAGACAGACUACACAAAGGCUCCGAAUUCCCUAGGCUUGCCGUUGUUCAAUCUCCUGCAAAUUUUUCAACUGGCUGACCUCCCACCACUGGCUGUUGCUACUCGACCUACUGAUGAGCUCCUCUUGCCACUUCCUUUACCCCAUGCUCUUGGAAGACUUUUGGAACGUGGAAUUGAUAUCCGUUGGACAUCUCGACUGGUAGUAAAAGUGAACAAUGAGAACUACAGUCUUCCGAAUGUGCGUAGUGGUCGUAUCGCGCCUAUCUCACCUCUCUCCUCUUCUGAUGACUCUCCUUGGUACUUUCCACUCCUCAAGUAUCCCCGAUUUGUUGCCUCAAUUCUAUGGCGCAGUAAAAUCUGGCUUCAGUUGGUUCAGCGUUUCCACUUCUCUCUCCCAGUCUACCAAAAGGAAGACUGUCCAGCGUGCAGGGAGUUGGAAGCCAUCAAAGACCCCACUCCACAGUUUGUCAAUAGGAACAGACGACCGAUCGACCCAUCCGCGACACACGUAGUCAUCUCCACACUCUCCAAAGUUCCCCUUGAACUCUAUGGGGGUAUUGAAGAUGACGAAUUCUUUUACACUCUUUAUUGUUUAUUGGCUAGGCAAUUCAGUCCUUUUGUUGAUCGACUCACUAAGGUCACUGUCGAAUAG
Messenger RNA from Rodentolepis nana, 5064 nucleotides. NCBI's taxonomy places the organism in Eukaryota, Metazoa, Platyhelminthes, Cestoda, Cyclophyllidea, Hymenolepididae. The record is from the annotation of a GenBank genome assembly.